Molecule: messenger RNA, 1731 nt
Organism: Vitis riparia (riverbank grape)
Lineage: Eukaryota; Viridiplantae; Streptophyta; Magnoliopsida; Vitales; Vitaceae
Exons: 3
Coding region: 474-1373 (299 amino acids)
Molecular function (GO): protein binding
Source: RefSeq, a predicted model, not a curated record
AACUCUCACUCACUUGCCUCCUCAUUGGCCUCGCUCUUUUGGUCUGGUAGCCCCACUCUUAUCUGGAUGACACCCAUGUCCCACUUUGGUCUCGGGUGGAUUAGAUAUUUAUGUUUAUCAAUACUAUUCUAAUCCUAAAUUAUGCUUUGCCGUCGUUUUUGUACACUCGAGAAAAUACGGACAGUACAAGUACGUGGGACGGUGGGAAGAACUCCAACGGCGAGUUCCCACGUGACACCUUCACGCUCUCCAGGUGACGCGUGGAAAGUUGUCUCCAAGUCUACGCUCUAUAAAGUGUGAAAAAUCUUCAACCAGACUCAUACUUGGCAUUUCUCACGUGCACUCCCUACACGUGUUCACCAUCUAGGAGAGCCACUAGUCAACCCUCAGCUCAUCUGACGGUUCACAACACGCUAUAUAUAUCACAAGCCACAACGAAGUUCCUGUUAACUGUGGAGAGAAAGCCAGCGUGAAUGAGUGCUUCCAACUUCCAAGUUACAACAACAACAAUGAAAGCCGUUCUUCUUCGAACCGGUUCGGUCCCUGUCCAGUCAUCGCUCUUCCCCGGUUCACCGAGAGUAUCCUUCGGCGUUCACGACUCUGUAACCAGAGUAUUUUCCCGUGACAAGACCAGCCUCAAUUCCCCCAGGUUUUCCCUGCAUUUUCAGAACAACAGCCAGGGAGAGGUUCCGGCUAGGAGAAUCCGGCGAGCGUUGUCAGAGAGCGACAUUAUCCGGUCGGAGAGUGGGAUUUCGAAGUUGAAUGGAGUCGGAUCUCACUCUUUUCCUGCUAGGAUACCUGAGGAGGAGGAGGAGGAGGAGGAGGACAACGACGAUGAAGGAGGACCACUGAUUGUAAAGCAGAAAAGUGUUGAUCUGGAGAAUCACGCCGGGUCUUGGCCGGAAAUUGGAAUUCCUGUGGAAGAGCUCGGGUUUUCAGGCGGCGGUGCUGACGGUGAUGGCAGCGGUAGCUUCACUGGUGGUGGCAACUGUGAUCGGCGGAAGCUCGCGGCUUACUAUGAAGAAAUGUUGAAGUUAAAUCCGGGAGAUUCUCUUCUUCUGAGAAACUACGGGAAGUUCUUGCACGAGGUAGAAAAAGACGCGAUAAGAGCAGAAGAGUAUUAUGGAAGGGCUAUACUGGCGAGUCCUGGAGACGGAGAAGUGUUGUCUCUGUACGCAAAACUGAUAUGGGAGACAGAAAGAGACCAGGACAGGGCCCAAUGUUACUUCGAUCAAGCUGUUUCUGCUUCUCCAAACGACUGUAUGGUGAUGGGAUCGUACGCCCAGUUUAUGUGGGAAGCAGAGGAAGAGGAGGAAGAGGAGGAAGAGAAUGAAGUAAUUAAGAUAGAGGGAACCAUGGCUGAGGCCUUCUAACCAAUCUCAUCAUAAUGGGAAAAACCAGUCAACAGAGAAGCCAUCGAAUGAAGUAUGAGUGUAUGACUAACUAACUACAUAUAUAAAUGUACAAUGAAUGAUAAUAACAAGUCAUGCCCAACUACCGGAAAGUGGAAACUGGAGGAAGGACUCUAAAAGAUAAGAGACUCCAUGAGGCUGUUUGGGCUGUGGGAUGACUUCAUUUUGGUUUUUUUGGGGUUUUUUUGGGUUUUUUGGGCUUCUCUUUUGUAAGUAGGAAAACCUUGGCCUUCUUGUAUGAUUUCUAUUAUAAGUAUAGUGGCAUGUGAUAUCAUGUUAUUGUAUAAUUAAUGGAAAAGUCAAUCUGGUUAGAUAAUCA